Chaetomium globosum CBS 148.51 is the source of this 423-nucleotide messenger RNA. RefSeq lists its product as uncharacterized. The coding region runs from base 1 to 423 and encodes 140 amino acids. The record is from RefSeq and is a predicted model, not a curated record. Lineage: Eukaryota; Fungi; Ascomycota; Sordariomycetes; Sordariales; Chaetomiaceae. The transcript is spliced from 3 exons.
AUGUCUCAAGAAGAAGGGAAAAUCCCUGAAGGCACUUCUCCGCCACAGAAAGAGGCAGACGGGAAGAGUAGUGGCACUUAUGAGGGGGGCUGCCAUUGCGGGUAUAUCAAGUUCAGCGUCACCCUGACACCAGCGCUCCCCGAAACCAAGGUGCUUAACUGUAAUUGCUCCGCGUGUAGGCGAUUUGGCUAUCUUCUUGUUUACAAGGAUCAGAUGUUCUGCAAGCACUGCGGAGCCAGCAUCGGCAUCGAUUUCCGCGAGGUUCACGCACCGGAGCACAUUUACGGUAUCAGUGUUCGCACUUUCUUCGACAUUGACCUCGACUCCCUUACCUACCGCAAAUUGGAUGGGCGCAACAGGGUUCCGCCAGCGGGAGAUUUGUCUGGUCAGUAUUGGGACGAAGAGGCGCAUAAAUUGAAAUAA